GAAUCUUUUUGUGAAUCGAACGUCAGUAGGAUGUGAAUUAUCAGUGCUGUGUACACGUGGUUUGUGGCAUGAAACAAACGCUGGUCUUCUGUCCAUUACGACUUGGAACAUCACAGGAUCUCGAAAGUACACUGCUGUUCAUCAGAAAUCACAGGUUUGGAGUGAUAAUGGCAGAGCGGGUGUUGGUCAUCGGCAGUGGCGGACGGGAACAUGCGCUAGCAUGGAAGUUAGCUCAGUCGCCUCACGUUCAGCAGGUCCUCGUGGCUCCUGGUAAUGCAGGAACUGCCAACAGCGGGAAGAUCUCCAACUCUGCUGUGUCUGUGAGCAAUCACUCGAUUUUAGCUCAGUAUUGUAAAGACCAUAACGUGGGGCUCGUGGUUGUUGGUCCAGAAGUUCCACUGGCUGCUGGUAUAGUGGAUGACCUUACUGCCGCUGGUGUGACAUGUUUCGGUCCGUCAGCAAAGGCGGCACAGCUGGAGGCCAGUAAGAGUUUCUCCAAAUCCUUCAUGGACCGUCACAACAUUCCCACAGCGCGCUGGAGCUCCUUCACUGACCCGCAGGACGCCUGCAAAUACAUUCAAGAUGCUGAGUUUCCCGCUCUGGUGGUGAAGGCCAGUGGUCUGGCUGCUGGGAAGGGUGUUGUAGUCGCUCGGGAUAAAGAUGAGGCCUGUAAAGCCGUUCUGGAUAUCAUGAAGGAUAAGGCGUUUGGUUCUGCUGGUGAGACUGUGGUGGUUGAGGAGCAACUGGAAGGAGAGGAAGUCUCUUGUCUGUGCUUCAGUGAUGGCAUCACAGUGUCACCGAUGCCACCGGCACAAGAUCACAAACGUCUGCUGGAUGGAGACCAGGGUCCAAACACGGGCGGGAUGGGCGCGUACUGCCCCACACCACAGGUGCCAGAGGAAGUGCUGCAGGAGAUAAAGAGGUCUGUUCUGCAGAAGACUGUGGAUGGCAUGAGAGAGGAGGGAACACCAUACGUGGGUGUUUUAUACGCAGGAGUAAUGUUGACUAAACAGGGACCGAAAGUCCUGGAGUUCAACUGCCGCUUUGGUGACCCAGAGUGUCAGGUCCUGAUGCCGUUGCUGAAGUCUGAUUUAUAUGAGGUGUUGAAGAAGACACUGCAGGCGGACCUGAGCUCAAGUCCAGUGCAGUGGCUGGAGGACAGUGCAGCUGUCACUGUGGUCAUGGCUAGCGGAGGAUAUCCGGCCUCAUAUAAGAAGGGACUGGAGAUCACUGGUUUGUCUCAGGCAUCAGAGAUGGGCAUUCAGGUGUUCCAUGCGGGCACUGCCCUUAAGGAAGGGGGCGGGGUUAUUACGAGUGGUGGGCGUGUCUUGACUGUGACAGCGGUCCGGCCCACCCUCGAGGGGGCGUUAAGCAGCGCUAAUGAAGGAGUGGCAGUGAUCAGCUUCCCUGAUGCAGUUUACCGCCGUGACAUCGGCCACCACGCCAUCACGUACCUCACCCGCACCAGAGGACUGACGUACAAGGACAGCGGUGUGGACAUCGCAGCGGGGAACAGACUGGUGGACAUGAUCAAACCUCUGGCUAAAGCCACGUCUCGUCCAGGGUGUAACGCGGAGCUUGGCGGAUUUGCGGGACUGUUUGAUCUGAAAGCUGCAGGAUUCACGGAUCCAAUCCUGGUGUCUGGGACGGACGGAGUGGGAACCAAAUUGAAGAUCGCACAAGCGUGUGGCAUCCACAGCACUCUGGGUCAGGAUCUGGUGGCCAUGUGUGUGAACGAUGUUCUCGCUCAAGGAGCUGAGCCACUCUUCUUCCUCGACUAUUUCUCCUGUGGCCGUCUAGACGUGAGAGUCGCAUCUUCUGUCAUCGGCGGCAUCGCAGACGCCUGUCAGAUGGCUGGAUGUGCUCUGUUAGGGGGCGAGACGGCGGAGAUGCCAGGUGUUUACGGUCCUAGUGAUUACGAUCUGGCGGGCUUCUGUGUCGGGGCCGUGGAGCGAGGGGCUGUCCUGCCCAGACUCAAGGACAUAAUGGAGGGUGACUUGCUUAUUGGCAUUGCCUCUUCUGGGCUUCACAGCAAUGGCUUCAGCCUUGUACGCAAGAUCCUAGAGCGGCGCGGCCUACAGUACAGCUCACCUGCUCCGUUUGGACAGCCUGGACAGAAUAUCGGUGAAGUUCUGCUCACUCCCACCAAGAUCUACAGCCGCCGCCUUCAGCCAAUCCUACGCAGUGGAGCCGUGAAGGCCUACGCCCACAUCACUGGAGGCGGGCUUUUGGAAAAUAUUCCUCGCAUUCUUCCACCAGAACUGGCAGUGGACUUGGACGCGUCCCGCUGGAGGAUACCGGCUGUGUUCUCAUGGCUGCAGAAGGAGGGAGGCCUUUCAGAGGAGGAGAUGAGUCGCACGUUUAACUGUGGUCUGGGCGCCGUGCUAGUGGUCAGCAAACAGGACGUGCAGCGGGUCCUGCGACUGCUGCAGGGCCAGGAGGAGGCCUGGAUCGUGGGUUCACUCACCGACAAACAGCCCGGAGCGGAGGCCGUGGUCAUCAGAAACCUGGAGCAGAGUCUGAAGGACAGUCCAGGCCGCUCACCGGACACCAGUGUCCUCAAGAACGGAGCUCUUCACGGGGAACACUCAGCACGCAAGAGGACCAAAGUGGCCGUUCUCAUCUCUGGGACUGGAACCAAUCUGCAGGCUCUGAUGGAGCAGGUGAAGAAACAGUCAAGUUCGGCGGAGAUCGUGGUGGUGAUCUCCAACAGACCAGGUGUCAUGGGGCUGAAGAGAGCAUCUAUGGCCGGCAUUCAGACACGGGUUGUGGAUCAUAAGCUGUACGGCAGCAGAGCUGAGUUUGACGGCACCAUAGACAAAGUUUUGGAGGAGUUUGGGGUGGAACUGGUUUGUCUGGCUGGUUUCAUGCGAAUCCUUACGGGACCCUUUGUCAGGAAAUGGAGCGGUAAGAUGCUGAACAUCCACCCGUCCCUGCUGCCAUCCUUUAAAGGAGUGAACGCACAGAAACAGGCUCUCCAGGCCGGCGUCAGAGUCACAGGAUGCACUGUGCACUUUGUGGCGGAGGAAGUGGAUGCAGGAGCGAUUGUUGUUCAGGAAGCAGUUCCCAUCCUGGUGACUGACACAGAGGAGAGCCUAUCAGAGCGCAUCCGGGAGGCCGAGCAUCGUGCCUUUCCAGCAGCACUAGAGCUGGUGGCAAGUGGUGGGCUGAAGCUGAGAGAUGACGGACGAAUCGUGUGGAACCAGAGCAUUCAGGGAUAGAUACCAACACACAGAUCAAGCUUACGACACUAAUAUAAUUCAGCCUCUUUAGUUCAGCUCCAAACUGUGAUUUAAGAACAAAUCAUACAGUAAAAUUUGUCAAACAUUCCAUAUCAAAUCUUUCCAGAAAUUAAUUCCUGAAUGUUUUUAAUGGCUCUUCUAUUGCAGGAUCCUAAACAGUAUUAAUCAAAUUCUCUGUUGAUGAAUAUUUGCUCAUGCCUGAGAGUUAUUGAAAACGUAUAUGAACUUUAUUCUCUGCAUGUAACAGAACUAGAUGAAUAUUUGCUCUUGGCAUUAAACUUGCACUGCUCUGUGACAAGACUGA
Messenger RNA from Carassius carassius (crucian carp), 3546 nucleotides. It is a transcript of the gene gart, whose product is annotated as phosphoribosylglycinamide formyltransferase. Gene Ontology annotation, molecular function: metal ion binding; phosphoribosylglycinamide formyltransferase activity; ATP binding. Gene Ontology annotation, biological process: 'de novo' IMP biosynthetic process; adenine biosynthetic process. Gene Ontology annotation, cellular component: cytosol. Lineage: Eukaryota; Metazoa; Chordata; Actinopteri; Cypriniformes; Cyprinidae. The record is from RefSeq and is a predicted model, not a curated record. The transcript has 22 exons. Bases 69 to 3221 code for a protein of 1050 amino acids.